This is a messenger RNA of Elephantulus edwardii (Cape elephant shrew), 2229 nucleotides long. Its product is annotated as zinc finger protein 160-like. NCBI's taxonomy places the organism in Eukaryota, Metazoa, Chordata, Mammalia, Macroscelidea, Macroscelididae. Bases 1 to 2229 code for a protein of 742 amino acids. The record is from RefSeq and is a predicted model, not a curated record. Gene Ontology annotation, biological process: regulation of DNA-templated transcription. The transcript is spliced from 4 exons.
AUGGUCGUGGAAGAGGUGGCCGUGGUCUUUACUCCAGAGGAAUGGACGUCACUGGACGGCACACAGAAAAAGCUCUAUAAGGAUGUCAUGGUGGAAACCUUCAGAAACCUGGCCUUUGUCGUGUCUCGGAACCAUACUGAUUCUGGAAAGGGAUCAAGGAAACGCAUAGAGAUGCGGUUCCUGAAAAAUAAACUCUGGUCUUCGAUGUUAGAGGAGGUGUGGUCCUCAGAUGGCGAGAAAGACCCACCUGUUGAGCAGAGGACAGAGUGGAGAAACGCAGAAGAGAUUCCUGGGGCACGGAACAAGGUCCGCCACAGUGAAGAAACCUGCAGGCGUGUUCCAGAUGUGCCCAUGGUUGCAGAGAGUCUCCCAAAUGCAAAGAGUCUUGAACGUGUGGGACAGACCCGACCUCACGACUCUCACACCCGGGUCCGUACCUCUGAGUGUCCACAGUGUGGAGAAACCUGCCGCUGUCCCUCCCCCAUAUAUAGUACCAUCCAGACCCCCACUGCAAAGAAACGCCCCAGACCCAAGAAUGGGAGGAAGGACUUGGUUGGUGUGUCAGCUCCAGAGAGUCCAGGGAGCACAGUCGCUGAAGAGACACGUGAAGUUCAACAAGAUUCUGAAACCUGUGACGCCCCCCGACCUCCAAGUGGACCUAAACCGUCCAGGGAGAGAAAGAAGCAUUAUGACAGUGCGGAUUGUGGGAAAGCCUGUGCGAGUUCCCACACUCCUGGGACACGCAGAGAAAGGGCCCAUGUCAGGAAACGCAGACAAAGCCCCGGUGAGGAGAGGCCUUAUAAGUGUGAAGAAUGUGGGAAAAUGUUUAGGCUCCUCUCGGCCCUCAUGGUGCACGAAGGCCUGCACAGCGGGGACAAGACCUUCAAGUGUAAGGUCUGUGCCAAAAUCUUUCACACCAAGGGUAACCUCCUUGAACACAUGAAGAUCCACACGGGAGAGAAGCCCUUUGUUUGUGAGGACUGUGGCAAGGCGUUCACUCAGCAUUCCACGUUUACGGUGCACCGACGCACGCACAGUGGAGAAAAGCCUUACACGUGUCAGGAUUGUGGGAGAACCUUUACUUCCUCCUCACAGCUUUCCUCGCACAGAAAAGGUCACCGUGGCGUGCGACCUCACGCCUGUCAAGUGUGUGGCAAGACCUUCCGGGAUUCUGGUACCCUCAGUAAGCAUGCCACCAUUCACAGCGACGAGAGGCCUUUCGCCUGCAAGCAGUGUGGGAAAACCUUCAAAAACAAGUCUGCGCUCCACGUCCACGGCCAGACCCACGGUGCAGAGCGGCCGUACGCCUGUCAGGAGUGUGGCAAGGCCUUCCGCCUUCUGUUGUACCUGACUCAGCACAUGCGCAUUCACACUGGAGAGAGGCCUUACAGGUGUGAGCACUGCGGAAAAACCUUUAACCAUUCUUAUUCCAUCCAGGAACACCUGAGAAUUCACACUGGGGAGAGGCCCUACAAAUGUGACGAGUGUGGAAAAGCCUUCAUUAGUUCCUCGGACCUGAAGAAGCACGGCAGAACGCACACCGGGGAGAGGCCCUAUGAGUGUCAAGUGUGUGGAAAAGGCUUCCGGCAGGUGACCACCCUGUACGUCCACAUGAGAACUCACAGUGCGGCGAGACCCUACGAGUGUGACGAGUGUGGAAAGGCCUUCUCCAGUUCCACUCAACUCAAGUCCCACAAACGCUGUCACUCGGAGGACAGACCUUACGCCUGCGAGCAGUGUGACAAGAGCUUCCGACACCUCUCCAUACUCCGCAAUCACCGGCUGUCACACACUUCACAGAGGCCUUAUGCGUGCCAGGAGUGUGGGAAAACCUUCAAGAGUGCCUCCUUCCUCGGGAAACACAGGAAAAUCCACAGCGGAGAGAGGCCUCACGUGUGUGAUCAAUGUGGAAAAGGGUUUAGCCGUGCCUCACACCUCACUGUGCACCACAGAAUUCACACGGGGGAGAAACCUUUCGAGUGUGAGCGGUGUGGAAAAGCUUUUUCUAUCUCCGUCCAUCUCAAAGUCCACAUGAGGACCCACACCGGGGAGAAGCCCUACGAGUGCCGGGUGUGCGGAAAAGCUUUCAGAGGAAGCACUUCCCUCAAGAUCCACCAGCGCUCACACACCGGCGAGAGGCCCUUCGAGUGUGACCAGUGCGGCAAGGCCUUCCACCAGCCUUCCAAUCUUAGCGUCCACAAAAGGAUUCAUACCUCGCAGGGGCUUUGA